Rhipicephalus microplus (southern cattle tick) is the source of this 1539-nucleotide messenger RNA. RefSeq names its product multiple inositol polyphosphate phosphatase 1. The record is from RefSeq and is a predicted model, not a curated record. Lineage: Eukaryota; Metazoa; Arthropoda; Arachnida; Ixodida; Ixodidae. Gene Ontology annotation, molecular function: acid phosphatase activity; inositol phosphate phosphatase activity.
CACGGCCGGGCGCGCGCACGGCGGGUGGCUGCGCGGCCCGUGCGCUGUUGCGAUUUUGAUCACCUGCCUCGUCACGGAACCGAAAUUAACACCGAGAAAAGAAAGAGCUCAAAUGACUCCGAAAGGCAGCAACGGCAACGCCCAAAAUUCCGCCGGAAACCCAACUGCCAACGGGCCGCGACUACAGGCUGACGGUCGUCGUGCCCACGAACCAAUUAUACCGUACGCCUCGUGCUCGGUCGUGACAGUUAUAGUGCUCGUCGCCGUCAUCCUGUACCUGGUGCUGCACAAAAACGCGUCAGUCUGCUACCCCGACAAUCGUGAGGAGACCUGUUACCAUGGGAAGGAGCAGAACGCCUACCGCCUGUACGGCACCAAGACCGACUACCGGGUGCUGGUCAAGAUGUACCAGCUGGACAAACAGGGCGAAUACAUUGUACCAGGGUGCAAUGUGGAGGGGCUGUUCCUUUACAGCCGCCACACCACACGCUACCCCGAUCGGGACGACAUUGUCAAGAUGGUGGAAGCAAUGUCUCGGCAGCAUCGCGCCAUCUUGGAUUCGGCUAGUGCCAGCAAGGCAAAGCGCUUCGUGACUCGGUUCCCGCAACUCUUCAGCAACUUCAAGGCGCGUGACUAUGUGGUGGGCUUUACGAGCCGGGUUCGCACGCGGGAAACCGCCGAGGCAGUUCCUCAAGUCCCUCCUUUCCGCACAGGACAGUUGAGUCACAGCUGUGAAUCAGAGUACCUCGAGGUAGAGAAAAAUUUUCUCAGUCCACAAGAUGACCUCCUGCAGUUUCACAAGGAGUGCGACAAACUCAUCAAGGAGAAAGAAGACACCCCAGCCGCCGUCGCAGCCUUCGAAAAGGGGCCGUACAUGUCAAGACUGAUGGACCGACUCACCUGGCGACUGGGCUUCAACAUUACCAAAGGGGACCUCAAGAUGCUGCUGCGUGGGUGCAUGUUUGAGUAUGCCAUCUUCGACCAAUCCCCGUGGUGCUCCGUCUUCACUGAGGACGACCUCAAGGCCGUUGAGUUCAAGGACGACCUGGACGACUACUACGAGGAUGGGUACGGCCUCGAGCGCAACUAUGCCCAGGCAUGCCCCGUCAUUGAGGAGCUCGUGAAGCGACUGGAAGCUAUGGCCAAAGAUCCAAGCAACCCGAACAAGAUCCUCUACUUCUCGCAUGCGGGUGGCUUCAAGAAAGUGAUUGCACGUCUCGGCCUUAAUCGCGAUGCAGAUCCGCUCAAGGCUGAUGGACUGUGCACACAGGCGAACCGGGCUUGGCGGUCGAGCCUCCUCUGCCCAUUCAACGGCAACGUAGCAUUCGUCCUCUACAAGUGCGCUGCGGACCAGCGGAAGGUCGUGACCUUUCUCAAUGAGCAACCGGUGACAGUUCCCGGCUGCCCCACCGUGCACUGUCCCCUCACGACCUUUGUGGACCUGUUCAAAAAGCAUGCCACUUCAUGCAACUUGACCGAGAUAUGCUCGGUGUGACUUCUGCGUCCCAGCUACGAAAAUAUACCAAAGACCUCGAAUGC